AUGGUACUAAUAUUGGGACGCAGACUGAAUAGAGAGGAUAGUGGGAUACGAGAUUCCCCUGCAACCAAGCGGAAAGUUUUUGAAAUGGACCCAAAAUCGUUGUCAGGUCCUGAGUUUUUCGACUUCUCCUCGGGAUCAUCCCAUGCAGAAAGCAUUCUCCAGAUCUUCAAUGAAUUCCGAGAUAGCCGGCUGUUCACAGAUGUCAUCAUCUGUGUGGAGGGACGGGAGUUCCCCUGCCACCGCGCGGUCCUCUCGGCCUGCAGCAGCUACUUCAGGGCCAUGUUCUGCAAUGACCACAGAGAAAGCAGAGAGAUGUUGGUGGAGAUUAAUGGCAUCUUUGCUGAAGCCAUGGAUUGCUUUUUACAGUACGUGUACACGGGCAAGGUGAAAAUCACUACAGAGAACGUGCAGUAUCUCUUCGAAACAUCGAGUCUCUUUCAGAUCAGUGUUUUGCGCGAUGCCUGCGCCAAGUUCCUGGAAGAGCAGCUGGAUCCCUGCAACUGCCUGGGAAUCCAGCGCUUCGCAGAUACGCACUCACUCAAGACACUGUUCACCAAGUGCAGGAAUUUUGCGCUGCAGACAUUCGAGGAUGUGUCCCAGCAUGAAGAAUUCCUGGAGCUGGGGAAGGAUGAGCUUAUUGAUUAUAUUUGCAGUGAUGAGCUGGUGAUCAGUAAGGAGGAGAUGGUGUUCGAAGCCGUGAUGCGCUGGGUGUACCGCGCAGUGGAGUUGCGCAGACCAGUGCUCCACGAGCUCCUGACGCAUGUCAGGCUCCCGCUCUUACACCCCAACUACUUUGUUCAGACCGUGGAGGUGGACCAGCUGAUUCAGAAUUCCCCAGAGUGCUAUCAGCUGCUGCAUGAAGCCAGGCGAUACCAUAUCCUUGGAAAUGAGAUGAUGUCUCCCAGAACUAGGCCACGCAG
Messenger RNA from Acanthisitta chloris (rifleman), 920 nucleotides. Its product is annotated as kelch-like protein 24. The record is from RefSeq and is a predicted model, not a curated record. The annotation marks the transcript as partial. Gene Ontology annotation, molecular function: protein binding. Lineage: Eukaryota; Metazoa; Chordata; Aves; Passeriformes; Acanthisittidae. The transcript has a single exon.